UCGCGCUCUCGCUCGCGCCCCCGCCCGUCGCCCGCGCAGGCCAGGCAUGAAUGCUGAGACUUGCGUCUCUUACUGCGAGUCGCCGGCUGCUGCCAUGGACGCCUACUACAGCCCGGUGUCGCAGAGCCGGGAGGGCUCCUCGCCUUUCAGGGCAUACCCGGGCGGCGAGAAGUUCGGCACAACUUUCCUCUCGGCCGCCGCCAAAGGGCAGGGAUUCGCAGACGCCAAGAGCCGGGCCCGCUACGGCACGGGGCAGCAGGACCUGGCGGCAGCCCUGGAGAGCGGCGCCGGGGCGCGGGGCUCCUUUACCAAGUUCCAGCAGCAGCCGCCGCCGCAGCCGCAGCCGCCCGCCCCGCAGCCGCCGCCGCCGCCGCCCGCGCAGCCCCCGCAUCUCUACUUGCAGCGCGGCGCUUGCAAGACUCCCCCGGACGGCAGCCUCAAACUCCAGGACGGCAGUGGCGGCCACAACGGGGCCUUGCAGGUCCCCUGCUACGCCAAAGAGAGCUCCCUGGGUGAGCCAGAGUUGCCGCCGGACUCUGACACCGUGGGGAUGGACAGCAGCUACCUCAGUGUGAAGGAGGCUGGAGUGAAGGCACCCCAGGACCGGGCCAGCGCCGAGCUGCCCAGCCCGCUGGAGAAGGCCGACUCCGAGAGCAACAAGGGCAAGAAGCGGAGGAACAGAACCACCUUCACCAGCUACCAGUUGGAGGAGCUGGAGAAGGUCUUCCAGAAGACCCACUACCCCGACGUGUAUGCCCGGGAGCAGCUGGCCAUGAGGACAGACCUCACCGAGGCCCGCGUGCAGGUCAGUGAGGGCACCUGGGGAGAGGCUGGGAUAGCAGGGCCUGCCCUCUGUCUGGUGGCCAAAGCUGGGACUGCCUGA
Leptonychotes weddellii (Weddell seal) is the source of this 883-nucleotide messenger RNA. The record is from RefSeq and is a predicted model, not a curated record. Lineage: Eukaryota; Metazoa; Chordata; Mammalia; Carnivora; Phocidae.